AUGCCUAGAGUCGACGAGCAGCUGGGUGAUGUGAAGAAGAAUACGACGACGAGAAGGAGGAGAAGAUAUUUUUUUUUGUUUAUUUCCAUCGUGAUCACGAGUAAGAUGUUAACUGAGAGUAAUUAUCGACACCGUUCUCAUCAUCAUCAUAACGGUGGUCCUGUGAUUGCUCAACAUCGUACCCAUUAUGCCCCGUACCAACAACCUUCCCAUCCGACGAAACUAAUCCCACAACCUCAACAUCAACAACUGCAACAGCAGCAGCAACAACAGCAGCAGCAGCAGCAUCCUCAACAACAACUUUCGGAGUUACCUCUGCCGAAGUUUGAUUUGCAUCAUGCUGUUCGAACAAAUGAUGUUGCAGGAAUAGUUCGUUUACAUAGUCGACUUCGACAACAGCCAACAGUCGCUGAUACAUGUUUACUCGAUUCCAAUGGUCACACACCACUAUACACUGCUAUUGAUAACGGAAGACUUACUAUGGUCGAUCUGCUCCUUCAUCUCGGUCAUAAUCCAUACUGCAUCUCGGUGGCUCGUGAAUCAGCAUUAAAUGUUGCCAUAGGCUAUGGUCGUCUUGAUAUCAUUGAAUAUUUAUUAGCACGUGGUUUUCCCGUUGAUUAUCCUGGCUUCGAAGAUAAGACUCCAUUAGAACGAGCUAUUGAAUGCAAUCAAGGUUCUGUUGUUGUUACGUUACUGAAGCACGGUGCCGAUUGGCGUCGGUACGAAGAACGUCGCAAAACAGGUGACAAAUCACUUGUUGAAUGGGCAAUUGCUCAUGAACAUCCUCAAGUAUUAGGAGUUCUUAUUGACUUAUAUGGCGAUGAUGAAUCUGUGUUCAAUCAGAUUGGUAUGAUGUAA
Molecule: messenger RNA, 858 nt
Organism: Adineta ricciae
Lineage: Eukaryota; Metazoa; Rotifera; Eurotatoria; Adinetida; Adinetidae
Source: the annotation of a GenBank genome assembly